CUGGUCAGUCCAGUGCGGGUAAUCGGAGACUAAGCAUCGCGCGAUGGCGGAACACUAAAGGAUACAGUGCGCGAAAGGAUUACGGCUAGGACACUCGCAGUGCAGGGACUCAAGCCCCCCCGGAGUGCUGUGAGAUGUGAAGAAACCAAUUCCCAAAGCCAGUUCCCAAAAAGCAAGAAAUAAAUACCGAAGAUAUGCAGCCGACUACGGAAUCGGAUGCCGAGAAGGCUCUCGGCUCGCGCCUGGAUUACGAUCUGAUGAUGGCCGAGGAGUACAUACUCAGUGAUGUGGAGAAGAAUUUCAUAUUGUCCUGCGAGCGUGGUGACCUUCCGGGUGUCAAGAAGAUCCUUGAGGAGUAUCUCGGUUCGGAUAAGUUCAAUAUUAACUGCACCGAUCCCAUGAAUCGCUCAGCCCUCAUUUCGGCCAUCGAGAACGAGAACUUUGACCUGAUGGUGAUCCUUUUGGAGAACAACAUUGAAGUGGGCGAUGCUCUCCUCCAUGCCAUAUCCGAGGAGUAUGUGGAGGCUGUGGAGGAGCUGCUGCAGUGGGAGGAGACGAACCACAAGGAGGGCCAGCCCUAUAGCUGGGAGGCAGUGGACCGCUCCAAGUCCACAUUUACAGUGGACAUCACGCCCCUCAUCCUGGCCGCCCACCGGAAUAACUAUGAGAUACUCAAAAUACUCCUGGAUCGCGGCGCCACGCUGCCCAUGCCGCACGACGUCAAGUGCGGCUGUGACGAGUGCGUUACCUCGCAGACCACCGACUCCCUGCGCCACUCCCAAUCGAGAAUCAACGCCUAUAGGGCACUCUCGGCCAGCUCUUUGAUAGCACUCAGCUCACGGGACCCUGUCCUAACCGCCUUCCAGCUGUCCUGGGAACUGAAACGCCUGCAGGCCAUGGAAUCGGAAUUCCGUGCCGAAUACACGGAGAUGCGUCAGAUGGUGCAGGAUUUUGGAACAUCGCUCCUGGACCAUGCACGCACAUCCAUGGAGCUCGAGGUGAUGCUCAACUUUAACCAUGAGCCAUCCCACGAUAUAUGGUGUCCGGGUCAGCGGCAGACUUUGGAGCGAUUGAAGCUGGCCAUUCGAUAUAAGCAGAAGACGUUUGUGGCACAUCCCAAUGUACAACAAUUACUGGCUGCCAUUUGGUAUGACGGACUGCCUGGUUUCCGGCGCAAACAGGCCUCGCAGCAACUUAUGGAUGUGGUGAAACUUGGCUGCAGCUUUCCCAUCUACAGUUUGAAGUACAUCCUAGCCCCGGACUCCGAUGGAGCCAAGUUUAUGCGCAAGCCUUUUGUCAAGUUCAUUACACAUUCCUGCUCCUACAUGUUCUUUCUGAUGCUCCUGGGCGCCGCCUCUUUGAGAGUGGUGCAGAUCACUUUUGAACUUCUGGCCUUUCCCUGGAUGCUGACCAUGCUGGAAGAUUGGCGUAAACACGAACGUGGCUCCUUACCAGGACCCAUAGAACUGGCUAUUAUAACCUAUAUCAUGGCUCUGAUAUUUGAGGAACUCAAGUCGCUGUACUCGGACGGACUGUUUGAGUAUAUAAUGGAUCUGUGGAAUAUAGUCGACUAUAUAUCGAAUAUGUUCUAUGUGACGUGGAUUCUUUGUAGGGCCACCGCUUGGGUUAUAGUGCAUAGGGAUCUCUGGUUCCGAGGCAUAGAUCCGUACUUCCCGCGAGAGCACUGGCAUCCUUUUGAUCCUAUGCUUUUAUCGGAGGGCGCCUUUGCAGCUGGCAUGGUCUUUUCGUAUCUGAAACUUGUGCACAUCUUCUCUAUAAAUCCCCAUUUGGGUCCUCUGCAAGUUUCCCUGGGAAGGAUGAUAAUCGACAUCAUAAAGUUCUUCUUCAUCUACACCCUGGUGCUGUUCGCCUUUGGCUGUGGUCUGAAUCAGCUGCUGUGGUACUAUGCCGAGCUGGAGAAGAACAAGUGCUAUCAUCUGCAUCCAGAUGUGGCGGAUUUCGAUGACCAGGAGAAGGCCUGUACCAUUUGGCGACGAUUUUCCAACUUGUUCGAAACAUCGCAGUCACUUUUCUGGGCCUCCUUCGGUCUGGUGGAUCUCGUUUCUUUCGAUCUGGCUGGCAUCAAGAGUUUCACCCGGUUCUGGGCCCUGCUCAUGUUCGGUUCUUAUUCGGUGAUCAAUAUCAUUGUGCUCCUCAACAUGCUGAUUGCCAUGAUGUCUAACUCGUACCAGAUCAUUUCGGAGCGAGCCGACGUGGAGUGGAAGUUCGCCCGUUCGCAGUUGUGGAUGAGCUACUUCGAGGAUGGCGGCACCAUUCCACCUCCCUUCAAUCUCUGUCCCAACAUGAAGAUGCUGAGAAAAACUCUGGGCAGGAAGCGGCCUUCAAGAACCAAGAGCUUUAUGCGCAAGUCGAUGGAACGGGCACAGGUCCUGCAUGACAAAGUGAUGAAGCUGCUGGUGCGGCGCUACAUCACGGCGGAGCAGAGGAGGCGGGACGAUUACGGCAUUACCGAGGAUGAUAUCAUUGAGGUGCGCCAGGACAUUAGCUCUUUGAGAUUCGAACUUUUGGAGAUUUUCACGAACAACAGUUGGGAUGUGCCCGACAUCGAAAAGAAGAGUCAGGGAGUGGCCCGAACCACCAAGGGCAAGGUGAUGGAACGUCGUAUCCUGAAGGACUUCCAGAUUGGUUUUGUGGAGAAUCUAAAGCAGGAAAUGAAUGAAAAUGAAAACGGAAGGGACAUCUUCUCGUCUUUGGCCAAGGUCAUAGGCAGGAAGAAGACUCAAAAGGGAGACAAGGACUGGAAUGCCAUUGCCAGGAAGAACACCUAUGCCGCGGAUCCUAUUGGUAGCAAGCGCUCAUCAAUGCAGCGCCACAGCCAACGCAGUCUGAGAAGGAAGAUCAUCGAGCAGGCCAACGAAGGUCUCCAGAUGAACCAGACUCAGUUGAUAGAAUUCAAUCCGAACCUGGGUGAAGUGACCCGUGCCACAAGAGUGGCCUACGUCAAGUUCAUGAGAAAGAAGAUGGCAGCCGAUGAGGUUUCCUUGGCCGAUGAUGAGGGUGGUGCCAAUGGCGAGGAGGAGAAAAAACCACUAGAUGCCUCUGGGUCCAAGAAAGCAACACCGAGUGGCGGAGCUUCCAUGAUGGCAGCUGCUGCCCUGAGAGCCUCUGUGAAAAAUGUGGAUGAGAAAGAUAAAGAUAAGAAGCCUCCAGAAGGAACCAUGAAGAAGCCGGACGAUGAUAAGAAGCCAACGGAUGACAAGAACAAGUCGCAGCCACCCAAGGACUCCAAGCCACCAGGAGCUCCUGGUGCCAAGCCUGGGGAUCAGAAGCCACCUCCCGGUGGCGGUGCUCCCAAGCCCCAGACAGCCACCAAUGGUACUGGGGCCAAGCCAACUGAUCAGCAAAAACCAAGUGCUCCGGCUCCUCCCUCCAAGCCCGCAGAUACCAAGCCAUCAGCACCAAAAUCCGGAGAACCUGCCAAACCGGAGGCAGCUGGCAAGAAAGAGGAUUCCUCCAAAACCGACAGCUCCAAGCCAGCAGGCACCAAUGGAGCCGCCAAGAGUGCAGCUCCCUCGGCUCCAGCGGGUGCUAAGCCUGAUUCCGAUCUAAAACCAGGGGCCAAGGGAUCUGCUCCCGAGGGAACGAAAGCCACCAAUGGCGCUGCCAAGCCGGAUGACAAGAAGAACGGACAGGAUGCCAAGAAACCUGGCGACGAUAAGGACAAGAAGCCAGGAGAUGACAAGGACAAGAAGCCAGGCGAUGACAAGGAUAAGAAAUCUGGUGAGGAUAAGGAUAAGAAACCAGACGAUGGAAAGGACAAGAAACCUGGCGACGACAAAGACAAGAAGCCAGGUGAUGACAAGGACAAGAAGCCAGGAGCUGACAAGGACAAGAAGCCGGGAGAUGACAAGGACAAGAAGCCAGGAGAUGACAAGGACAAGAAGCCAGGAGAUGACAAGGAUAAGAAACCUGGAGCUGCUCCGCUAAAGCCGGCCAUCAAGGUGGGCCAGAGCAGCGCCGCAGCUGGCGGAGAGCGAGGAAAGUCCACGGUCACGGGACGCAUGAUCUCCGGAUGGCUCUAGGGAGACUCCUUCACAAGGAGUAGCAUAGUUACGUUAGUAUUUAAGGUCCAUAGUCUGUGUGAGCAAUAAACGAAUCUAAAACAUA
This is a messenger RNA of Drosophila serrata, 4128 nucleotides long. RefSeq names its product transient receptor potential (gene trp). Gene Ontology annotation, biological process: regulation of cytosolic calcium ion concentration; calcium ion transmembrane transport. The record is from RefSeq and is a predicted model, not a curated record. NCBI's taxonomy places the organism in Eukaryota, Metazoa, Arthropoda, Insecta, Diptera, Drosophilidae. Gene Ontology annotation, molecular function: protein binding; store-operated calcium channel activity; inositol 1,4,5 trisphosphate binding. Gene Ontology annotation, cellular component: plasma membrane; cation channel complex.